UAUAUGAUUGCGUUGCAGGGGCAGAGCAAUGGAAUACGUAGAGCCCGGUGUUGGCAUUGCAAAUUGUCUUGGACCUCCUGUUUGUAAAUACUUGAAAUAUCACAUAAAGCUGAAUGAUUAUGUGAGAAACUUCGGGAGGAUCAGAGAUGAAUUGAAUUGUAAAAUGGAAGACAUAGAGCUGCAAUUGAAAGCAGAGCUUCUUUCUCCUUCGGGGAAGAUACCAAAGCAGGGAGUUGAAAAUUGGUUGAAAGAUGCGAAAGAAAUGAUUGCGGAAGCACAGGAUGUGGAAAAUAAAGUCAGAAAAGGGAGAUAUCUCUGCCGUGCUUGGAACGGAAAUCUGGUUGAUGAAAAGACUCGAGAAAUGAAGGAAUUUCUUGAUAAAGGUCCUAAUGCCUCUGAAGGUCUUGCCAUGGAUGGUCCAAGUGGUGGGUUGCCACUGCCAACAUCAGAACUAGUUGGGGAGGAAGCUGUCAGAAAUGAUAUUUGGACAUGUUUGAUGCAGGAGGAGGUGAGCAAGAUUGGGGUUUGGGGGAUGGGCGGUGUGGGUAAAACCACUAUCAUGAAGCACAUCCACAAUGAUCUUUUAAAGCAACAAAGAUUCGAAAGGGUAAUCUGGGUUACCAUAUCAAAGGAGUUCAAUGUAAUGAAGUUACAAGAUAAUAUUGCAAGGGCGUUGAAGUCCAAGGAUUAUUUAGACAAAGAAGAAGACAAGCUCAGACGAGCAGCAAUCUUGUCAGAAAUGCUGAAGAACGCAGGAAAGCAUGUUCUAAUCUUAGAUGAUGUGUGGGAUAAAGUCUCUCUAGAGGAAGUUGGGAUCCCUGAGCCGAGUGGCAGCAAUGGCUGCAAGUUGGUGUUGACAACCCGUUCGGAGCAUGUCUGUAAGUAUAUGGGUUGUAAGGUGAUAAAAGUGAAGCCACUGUCAGAAGAAGAGGCAUUGAUUCUAUUCUUGAAUAAAGUUGGGCCUAACAUAGUUCAAAAUCCAACAAUAAUGCCAACUUUGAAGCUUGUUGUCAAGGAAUGUGCGGGUUUACCACUUACAAUUGUUGUGGUUGCUGGUACCAUGAAAGGAGAAGAUAACCCUCAUAUUUGGAAAAAUGCACUAAAGGAAUUGAAAGAGAGAAUAGGGAAAGUGGAAGGAGUGGAAGUUGAGGUAAUCGAGCGUUUGAAAUUUAGUUUUGAUCACUUGAAAGAUGGGAAAGUAAAAGAUUGCUUUUUGUAUUGUGUAUUAUAUCCUGAAAAUUUUGAAAUUGAAAAGGAUGAGCUAAUUGAGUGCUGGAUUGAAGAGGGAUUCAUAGAUGAUAUGGGUACAAGACAAGAAAUGAAAAACAAGGGCAUUACUAUUUUGAAGAAGUUAGAAGAUAAUUGCUUGUUGGAAAAUUUCAAGGUUGAAAAAGUGAAAAUGCAUGAUGCAGUGAGAGACAUGGCAUUGUCGAUCACAAGAAUGAAUCUUCCAUAUAUGAUACAAGCAGGUUUGCAAUUAGAAGAGUUACCAGAAAAGGAGCAAUGGAGUCCGGAUAUUGAGAAAGUGUCGCUUAUGUAUAACUCCAUAUCAGAAAUUUCCAUAGAUGUGCUGCCCACAAAAUGUAAACUGCUCACAACUUUGUUAUUGCAGGGGAACCCUAUAAAGAAGAUCUCAUAUUCUUUCUUCACAAACAUGCCUUGUCUUAGUGUUCUCAAUUUGUCUUUUACCAAGAUCGAGAGUUUACCAGAUUCCAUCUCUGAACUAAAAAACCUAACAACAUUGUUACUUCGUGGCUGUCGAGAAUUAAGAGAUCUGCCAUGUCUUUCGAUGCUUCAAGAAUUGAAGAAGUUGGAUCUUCAUUGGACUAAAAUUGAGGAAGUCCCUGAUGGCAUGGAUAUGCUGAUAAAGCUAAGAUACAUUGAUCUUCAAGUGCGCACUCUGAAAGAGAUACGUGCUGGACUUUUACCAAAACUCGUUCACCUUCGGCACUUGAGUUUUGAUGUGAGAAAUAGACAAACAAGUCUAAAAGCAGAAGAGAUUGAACCGUUGAAGAAGUUGGAGUGCUUUACCGGACGUUUCGAAGAUAUCGAUGAAUUGAAUAAGUUCAUCUCCUCAAUGAAACAAAGUAAGAAAAAUCUCAUCAAGUACUAUUUACAGGUGGGCAUAGCUAAUUUCAUGAUGCACCCAGUUGAAGGAGAUAAAAUAGUAACAAUUGGAGGAGUCCAGAAUUGGGAAGGUGAGUUAAUUAUGCACCCAAUUGAAAUUCAACAGUUGAAUAUUUUUCAGUGCAACUAUUUAAGAAGCUUAGUUGAUGAUAAUUCUUCCUUCAAUAAUGCAAUUGACUUGAGGGUUUGUAAUAUUUGGAGCUGUGGAGGGAUAGAGUGUGUUGUUUCCUUGUCCUCUUUUACCUCUUCUUCCACUCAUCCAUUUCAGAGGCUUGAGGAGUUGUGUCUUGAAGCUCUGCCAAAGUUGAGUGCCCUUAUUAUCAAAGACGAAGGAUUUGGUUCAACAACAACAUCAACAUUGGCUCCGUCUGCCACCUUUUCCCAUCUCAAGCAAAUUGUUAUAAUCAGAUGCUCAAGUAUGAAGACGUUGCUUCCAAACCUCCAAAACCUGGAAGAAAUAUCAGUGUUAGAAUGUAAUGAGGUAGUAGAAAUAUUGGGAGCACCGACAUUACAAGUUGUAGAAAAAGGGAGUGAUGCAUUAAUCAAAUUCUAUCUUCCCAAAUUGAGAGAGUUGGUUUUGUGGGGAUUACCAAAAUUGAAGAGCAUUUGCAACAAAAUUGGAGUAAUGGUUUGUGAUUCUCUCCAACUUAUCAAAGUUGUUGAGUGUUAUAAACUAAAGAGAAUUCCUCCAUUUGUUCCCCUUGUUGGCAAUGGGCAGCCAUUUGCAUAUGCUCCACCGUCUCUUACCAUCAGCUCAACCACAAAAUGGUGGGAAUGGUUGGAGUGGGAUGACCAUCCAAGCUUUAAAAUGUUCUUCACUUCAAACCCUAUUGAAGAAUUAAAGUGUUGCUGCCAAAGAAGUAGGGUGGAGGAUAGUGCAAAUGAGAUGAUAAAAAAGGUGAUGGAGAUGGUGGCAGUAAAACCAAUGAUGGAUAAGGUUAAGACCAUUGAGAUGCAAAGUUCUGCCUUUGUACCCACAGCAUUCUUUCUUCUUCACUGUCUUUUAAUUUCUUUUGAUUUCCAAGGUCUAUCACAAAAUUUCAAGCAUCCCGUCAAAGAAUGCAAGAUGAAUGAAGUUAACAGAGACUUGAGCUUGAAGGCUCGAUGUCUUGCUGAGCAAACAAGAAAAUCAGCUGAGACCUUUGAGGAAAUUGCUUGA
Messenger RNA from Gossypium arboreum, 3286 nucleotides. Its product is annotated as probable disease resistance protein At4g27220. Lineage: Eukaryota; Viridiplantae; Streptophyta; Magnoliopsida; Malvales; Malvaceae. Gene Ontology annotation, molecular function: protein binding; ADP binding. The transcript has 4 exons. The record is from RefSeq and is a predicted model, not a curated record. The coding region runs from base 29 to 3286 and encodes 1085 amino acids.